Molecule: messenger RNA, 5037 nt
Organism: Ectocarpus siliculosus
Lineage: Eukaryota; Phaeophyceae; Ectocarpales; Ectocarpaceae
Source: the annotation of a GenBank genome assembly
AUGACGGUGGAGGGGUUUGGUGUCGACGGCGAGGGUGGCGGCGGCGGCGGCGAUGGGCCUGGCGGUGGUGGCUUUGGCGAUAGGACUCAGGCGGGGGGCGGCCAACGCCAACACUCGCGGCGCUUGUCCGCUGCGUCGAUGGGAGUGUCGGGCGAGGUCGGAGGAGGUGGAGGAGGAGGAGGAGGACGGCCGUGGCAUUCAGCUCGCAGGACGAAGAAUCGCGGCAAGAUACCACCCGAGCAGCCGGAAUCGCCACCCCCGUUCAGGACCGUGCGGCCGUGCUCGUACUUCCACGUCCCGUACCACCACCGCAAGGCCCCCUUCGCCGACAUGCGGCUCGUGCCGUGCGGGAUGUGCGGCCGGAAGUGGGUGGCGGAGACGGUUCUUUCGACUGUCGAGGCCCCAGAGAACCUGAUCUCGAGGGGAGAGGGGUGCCUGGUCGAGGCACGUGUCUGCAGGGUCCACAGAAGGCAGGGGACGAGCGAGCUGGAGGCCAUCCGGGUUUCCGAAGCCUUGCCUUUCAUGGAGUACGAGCUGCAGCGGCAGCUGAUGCUCAAGCUCAAGUGCCUCGGGGUCAACGCGGCGUUCUCCCUCCGGUCUGACAUUCAACUAGGCCCACGUCUGAUGGUGGGAUCAAUCUCAGCCACGGCGGUGUACGUGGAGUCGCUGCCGACGCCCCCCCAGCUGGUGGUGGCCAGGCCGCCGCGGUCCUUGCAUCAAGACGGAGGAGGGGGAGGCGACGCCCGGAGGAGGGUGUUGGCGCUGGCAUCGAGGGUAGAGCGGAUCGGCGCUGUCAAUCGGCAGCGUCUUCAGGCGUUGGCGCCGAAGAGACGCCGGCUGCGAGGGAGGCGCAAGAAGCGCAGCUCCAAGUCAAGUUCCCGUGGCGCAGUCAAUGGCGGUCGCGCCGGCGGUUCCGGGUCGUCUUCCGCGGCCACCUCGGCCGCCGGGCAGCACCAGCACCAGCACCAGCACACACAACCACAACCUUUGCCGUCACGAAAUCAACAGAGCAGCCCCCCGGGGGGUGUGCGGAGUCUUCCCACGCUCCGCGGAGGGGUUGGCGACGGCGACGGCCGGCGGCGGAGUGGCGACAGCGGCAGCGUUGCCGGCGGCGGCGAUGGUGGUUCCACGAUGACGUCAUCCAUGGGCGUCAUUGUUGAGGUCUCCGGGGGCCCCGACGAUUCCUCCCCUGGGGGUACGGAACCCGGAGCCAGCAGCGGCGACUGUGGUGAUGGGCGUGGUGGGACGGCGAGCGGUGUCGGCGGCGGCGGCGGUGCGCCGCCAGAAAGUGCCCACACGCCGGAUGCGGAGUCGGAAAUGGUUGAGAGCAGCGGGCAAGCUGCUGCAUUGCAAACGACGACAGGCACAGAUGCUGCUACUGCGGCCGCCGCGAUGCAGGCCGUCGAUAAUGAUGGCGAGGUGACUGGGACUGCGACGAGUCAGAAACCCCGAACGGCUGCUCGUUUGCUGCCGUCUGAGGCCUCCACCGGCGCGCAACGCGGGGGCGCCGUGGUUUCGUCAGCCGCCCCCCCUCCCGCCGCCGCCGCCGCCACCGCCGGCCGCGAGACUCUGCUGCGCGGCGGCGGUGACAACAGCAGCAGCAACCAGGACGACAUGAUGAUGCACUCGCCGUCGGAGAUGGGGACGUUGUCGGACCAUGAAGACGAAGACGAAGACAACGAGGAGGAGGAGGAUGAUGGUGGCUCUACCUCUGAUGGGUCUACGUCGUCUUCGAAUUCGUCGUCUUCUUCGUCGUCUUCCUCUUCCUCGUCCUCGUCCAACUCGUCUUCCGGUUCCUCUUCCGACCGGUCGUCUCAGACGGACCUUGGGUUGUUGGGCUCGCAGGCGUUCAUCUACUCAGGGGAACAGUACGGCGCCGGGGAAGAGGAGGAGGAGGACGAGGAGGACAAUGACAACCAGCAGUCGGACCCGGAGUGGGAGGAAGGGGAGGAAGGAGCCGCGAUAAGGAGGCGUCGCUUCACGGACAACCGCGGCGCUUUCGUGCUAGAGGUGGACGAUGAGACUGACGAGGACACCAUGGCCGCCCUUCUCGACAAGCAUCUCCCACCCGGGGUGGUCAUGUGCAACGGCACCAGGGUGCCAGGCGGCCGCCCGGCCCUCGCUAACGCCCAGAUGAUGGUCGCGAUGAAGAGGGUCAAGUGGGACGGCAUCACCACCGGUUCGGGCUUGACCGCUUCCGUCGCCAAGGUCCACGAAGAGCUCAAGGCGAGGUUGCUCUUCAAGGCGAGGUACCUGAUCCCGUGCUCGCUAUGCGGCCUCAACACGAAGGUCAGCCUGACAGCUGACAACAUCAUGGAGCUGGUUUCAACGUGCAUGGUGGUGCUGGAGGCGCCGUUCCCGACGGCGAGCGCCAUCUCUCGGCAGGCCUCGAGCGCCCAAAAAGGCAGCGGAAUUGCUGCUUUUUCUACGGCCAACAACGCCACGUCGAAUCCCCACGCUAGCUCUGCGGACAACGCCUUCGCGCACUCUGCCCUGCUGGCCGUGAUGCGCGACCCGGCGCCCUCCGUGCUGCCUCGAGCCGUGUCCGAGUACAUGAUCGGGAGUAUGGCCGAUUUUUCGGCGUCGGCGGGUGCUGCUCCCACCGCCACCACUGCUCUCGCUCCCGGUGGUGGUGUUAGUGUUAGCGGCGACGACCUUGCGGCGUCGCCGUCGCCGUUGCCGAAGGCGGCGCCGGCGGGCGGUGAGGCCGCGGCGUGCCCCGCUGGCGAAGCUUCUGCUACGUCGCCCGUUCCUGCCGCCGCUGCCGCUACGGCGGCAACACCGGCGACCUCACGGGGAGGCAGCGGCCGGCAGGGAGGGGGCGCUGGCCAACUCUCAACGAGUACGUCGGCACCCUCUGGCGCCACCACCGCGCACCCCGCCCCGCCUAUCACCGACACCCCGCCGCCGGAGCGGCUCACGGCAGCGGCAACGGCGACGGCGGCAUCGCCUCGACCGUCGUCUUCUACCGGUGCGGCUUUGUGGAAGGUGCACCCGCCAUUAACGGCGGCAGCGGCGGUGGCGGCCGGACCUCCACCACCGUCCCAGCUGCCGACGCUUCGGUCCUUAACCGUCUCCCCGGAGGCGUCCAGGUCGCACAGCUUCUCGGCCAGCGAGCUCGGCGGCGGCGGCGGCGGCGGCGGCACGCGUGAAGGGAGCGGCGAGAUGGCUCACGGCGGGGUCGGCGACGGCGGUACCACCGGCAGCGGCGGAAGCAGCGGCGGGGUCGGGGGGACCGGCAGCCGGUCGACCCAGUCGCCCUCGAGAGCCCGCCUGGUCCCGGUGAUGCGGGGCUGGUCGGCCGGAGGGGUGGGCGGCGGCGGGCCACUACUGAGGGGCAGCUCUAGGGGCGGCCACGGCGCUGGCGAAGGUGGCAGCAUGGGAUCAUUGGGCUGGGGUGGCGUUGGCGGAAGCGCGUUUAACUCCGCCUGGUCCCCGUCGGUGACGAUGAGCACGGGGAUAAGCAGGGGCCGGCUCGCGACGUCGGCAAGGUUGGGGGUGGGGGACCCCGGGCAAACGGGCGGUGCUGCUUCUGCCGCCCGCCCUCUGGCCUUCAAGCAAGAGGAAAUAAUGGUGGAGAUGACACCGCUCGGACGAAUACCCGGCGCCCGCGUGAUCCGCUACUUGGGGAGCGUGAGCCUGCACUUUAUCAAGGAAAGCUGGGCGGCAUCCCGGGGGGGGGAGGUGGCGUCCUUCUUCCACGAGUUCGUCAUGGAGGUACACGCUGUCCUACGCGCCAACGUGGCGGCUCUAGGGGGCAACGCUCUGCUGUCCUACAGGCUCCUGCCGCAGGAGUCUGGGGGCAAGGUCUACAAGAAUCAGGUGUACAACAUGAUCAGCGUGAGGGGGGACGCGGUGGUGGUCGAGUACGACCGCCCGGCUAUGGACGCGUCACUCGCGAACGACCCCAGGAAGUCCCAGGCGACGUACGUGAAAAUGGAAGGGCUACCAGAGGAUGGCGUCACGAGUCCCGUCAGAGGCGUUCUCGGGGCGGGGUCUGCAGGUUCGGUCGCAGCGGCGCCAGCGGUGGCGGACGUAGCAACGCCUGCCGUGUCGAGAACGACCAGCGCCUCUCACGCCGCUCCAUACCGAGACGGGAGCAGCGCGUCGAGGGAAAUGAGCGGAGGGUCCGCGUAGUAGGUUGACGUUCUACUUCUAGAAGUAUUGGGCUUGCAGAUACGCGGGGCUGGUGCACGCGGGCGUCGCCAAAAGUUCGUUUGCUAGCCUCACUCAAGUGUGUUUUUUUGCCGUUGACCGCAGAGUAUGUGUUCUAGACUCAGAGUCCGUAGGUCCUUCAUCGCCAACGUCCGAACGCUCUCAGCGUCCCUCGCGGAUUGUACGGGGCCUAAGCGAUCAUACUGUAAAUCAGUAGUUAGUUUACUGAUUUGAGACCCGGUUGAUAUUCGGAUCUUACAGGGUUUUCGAACGUUUUGUCGGUACGACUUCCAGUAGGUAAGACUCAGGAAAAUGCCGCGAGGGUGUCGUGUGUCACGGCCGUGGUCUUCUUCAGCGUGUUCUGCAGCGCUAGACACAAAAGCAUGUACUUUCGAAACACCCCGAGCACUUCCGCAACUCAAUGAAACCACUAUUAGCGCCGUAGGCUGGUCUCUCAGGCUAUUCUGCUCCGUAGGAGCCCGCGAGUCACGGGAGAUCACCGCGUUGCGUGUAAUUCCGUCGUGGUAGUUGUCGGCGUCUUACUGUAGCUGCGAUCACAAGAUAUCACCGCAUACAUGAAGGUUUGCGUUGUGUUUCCGUCAAGCAAUCGUCGCCGUCGUCGUAUUGGUCGCGAUUGCGCAUGAAUUCCGAAUUCCCGAUGUCGUUGCUCCGCAGCUUGGACCGGUGUGUGCGUGCGUGCUUGGGGGAUUUGAUCUGGGUGGACCUCGCAAGAUAUACCACUCGGGCGCACUUGUGACUAUUCCUUUUCGUGCACAGGUCCCCGUUCUGUCUUCAGUUGGUGUUGGGACAUCCGAGGAUCACGCUGUGUCCCACAUACCCCUCCUCCCGGCGACCUCGGUGUCUUUAUGUUAGUUCGUGAAG